Molecule: messenger RNA, 810 nt
Organism: Radiomyces spectabilis
Lineage: Eukaryota; Fungi; Mucoromycota; Mucoromycetes; Mucorales; Radiomycetaceae
Exons: 3
Coding region: 1-810 (269 amino acids)
Source: RefSeq, a predicted model, not a curated record
AUGUUUGAGCUUAUUCACGAGAGUAUUUGGAUCGCCAGUCAUAUGACAUUCACCAAGCAUUUUGCCCCAAAUGGCAAUAUAGGUGACAUUGUUGCCAAAGACGAUGCACAAAUGUCGACAGCACAUUUGUUGGGCAUGUUAUCGGGAGUGGGAUUGAUUUCCAUUUCUCAUUCUCCGGUAUUCCUGUUUGGUGCGUUUGCCGUUCUUUCCCCCAUCAAUAUUUGGUCCACUGUCAAAAUGCUUCACGCGGCAGAAUUCGAGAUUCUCAAUCAAGCCAAAUUGACCUUGUUGAGUCGUUCUUUCAUCGAUACGGGCAAUGUCGAAGGAUACACGGGAUUGCGCCCUCGCGAAGUAGGAUUUGGGGAAUGGAUUAAACCUUUCGGAGCCAAAGGCGGGGUUUCGGUGCGUAUCAAGAUGGGACCCAGUGCCGAGGAAGCCUAUGGCGGAAGUGGAGAGAUCGAAGGUGUCGUGCGUGUGAUGCAGCAAGAAAACUAUUUAUUGAACUACCACCGUAAUACCAUGUACAUCAUGUUCCACGACGAUGCUUCCUCGAAUGAUGUGAUCCGUUCCAUCCUGCAUUCCAUAAAAUUCCACGAUACGCUUACAGCCAAAGGUAUUACCAAGGAAACCGAUUGGGAAGGCUACAUGGAUGCCCUCGACGAAACACUCGCGUGGGCUCACAAGGAGACCCCGGCUUUUAUGGCCGAAUUAGCCAGCAAAAAAUGGAUGACGGAUGCCGUCUAUUGGAAUGACAGUGGUAUGCGAUUAACGUGGGAAGGACAUCAGUCCAAGGAACAGGUCUCCCAAUAA